Aplysia californica (California sea hare) is the source of this 864-nucleotide messenger RNA. RefSeq lists its product as uncharacterized. Lineage: Eukaryota; Metazoa; Mollusca; Gastropoda; Aplysiida; Aplysiidae. The record is from RefSeq and is a predicted model, not a curated record. The coding region runs from base 1 to 864 and encodes 287 amino acids. The transcript has 2 exons.
AUGCCGGAUAUCAAGAGCAUUGACGGAAUGACUAUUCUGAGAGAUGAUGCAAGCAAAGGAGAAGCCUUUCUUAAAAGAUACAUCACACAGACUGAUCAGGGUGAUGCCGAGACAAGGAAAGAGGUAUGCCAGAGUUUGAAGGGAAUCAGGCAGGAGGAGGGAUAUGACAACAUCAUCACCAUAGAUGUUGUCAAAUCUGUGCUAAAAACCAACAACAACACAACGCCAGGUCCAGAUGGGAUACAGUACAACCAUUUUAAUGAGCUCAGUGACGAGGAACUGGAAAAAAUUGUGGAUGACUACAACAGCAGCAUCAGGACAUCAACCGUACCAGAAGAGUGGCUGCACAGUUAUUUAAAACCACUUCCAAAACCUGGCAGGAAUAAAAAAGAACUCAACGGGUACCGCAUUAUCACCAUGCAAAAUGUGUAUGGAAAAGUGCUAGAAAAAUGCAUGGCAAGAAUACUUAUGAAUGAGCUAGAGAACAAUGGGAACCUACCUGAGGAGUUAGGGAGUUACAGACCCAGAAAGGAAACUUGGAAGAACGCAGGGACCUUCGUGUACAAUGGGGCAAUGCUAGAAAGAAAAGUGGCUUUGCGAUGUGGUCAAUGGAUUUCAAGCCCACAAGUGAUAAGACCAGGACUCCCACAGGGCUCACCCUUAUUGCCCAAACUGUUCAAUGUCUACACUGCUCGUGUUGCAACGCUGAACAGCGUUGGGCCAGGGAGAAUACUAACUUUUGCAGAUGACAUCUUGGCCUACAGGCAAGGACGGGAUCGGAAGAAAAUGACACGUGAAUUACAGCAAGAGGUUAAGAAAAUCAUGGAGUGGUGUGCUGAAUCGACUGCGGUCAUCAAUCCUUAG